AUGCCAUCGACUUUUAAUACGUGUGAACGAGAAAAGUUAUUUUUAAAUCCAAGCGACAAAAAAUUUGGAAUACCAGAACUACAAAAGCUUGUUAAACCACAUAUAGAUUCUUUUAAUAGCCUAUUGGAACCACCCACAAAAGGAAUCCUUAAUUAUGCGGUUAUCGACAUUGACCCGGUUGAAAUAUUCGAUGUUAAGGUUCCUUAUAACAGUACCGCGCAGGGAAAUAAAUUAAAAG
Dentiscutata heterogama is the source of this 238-nucleotide messenger RNA. The record is from the annotation of a GenBank genome assembly. NCBI's taxonomy places the organism in Eukaryota, Fungi, Glomeromycota, Glomeromycetes, Diversisporales, Gigasporaceae.